This is a messenger RNA of Lycium barbarum (goji berry), 2544 nucleotides long. RefSeq names its product diphthine--ammonia ligase. Gene Ontology annotation, molecular function: diphthine-ammonia ligase activity. NCBI's taxonomy places the organism in Eukaryota, Viridiplantae, Streptophyta, Magnoliopsida, Solanales, Solanaceae. The record is from RefSeq and is a predicted model, not a curated record. Gene Ontology annotation, biological process: protein histidyl modification to diphthamide. The transcript is spliced from 12 exons. The coding region runs from base 141 to 2369 and encodes 742 amino acids.
GUCACGAAACCCAAAAAAUCCAAGUACAAGAUAUUUUAAUAGUGUUAGCCAAAACAAAGACAGACAAACAGUAAGCAAACAUUAAACUCCCAAAAACCCUACUUCACCUUGUCGGAGACAGAGACAGUUUGUAACACAAAAUGAAAGUAGUGGCUUUAGUGAGUGGCGGCAAAGACAGUUGCUAUGCCAUGAUGAAAUGCAUUCAAUAUGGCCACCAGAUUGUUGCGUUGGCUAAUUUGAUUCCUGCUGAUGAUGCUACGGAUGAGCUUGAUAGCUACAUGUAUCAAACAGUUGGGCACCAAAUAGUUAUUGGCUAUGCUAAAUGCAUGGGACUCCCAUUAUUCCGGAGGCGAAUUCAAGGAUCCACAAGGCAUCAUGACCUAAGCUACAGUAUGACUCCUGGUGAUGAAGUUGAAGAUAUGUUUAUAUUGUUGAAUGAAGUAAAAAGACAGAUACCCUCUGUUACAGCAGUAUCUUCUGGUGCCAUUGCAUCUGACUACCAGAGAUUACGUGUAGAAAGUAUAUGUUCAAGGUUAGGGCUCGUGUCAUUGGCGUACCUAUGGAAGCAAGAUCAAUCAUUUCUUCUACAGGAAAUGAUAACAAACGGAAUUAUUGCAAUAUUAGUGAAGGUUGCUGCUAUUGGACUGAACCCCUCAAAACACUUGGGAAAAGAGAUAGUAGAACUGGAACCCCACCUCCACAAGUUAAAAGAGUUAUAUGGAAUAAAUGUCUGUGGCGAAGGUGGAGAAUAUGAAACAUUAACCCUUGAUUGCCCUCUAUUUAAAAAUGCUCGAAUUGUGCUGGAUGAAUUUCAAAUCGUCUUGCAUUCUUCAGAUUCCAUAGCCCCUGUUGGCAUUCUCCACCCUCUGGCAUUCCAUCUGGAAAAUAAGGUUGAGUCAAUAUCUUCAAAUGGCGUUGAUGAAGGAAGCAAUGUCGGUCAGAAGAACGUGGAUACAGUAAUUGCAGUUCAAGGAGAUGUCCAACAAGGUGAAGCUGCUAGUGAAUUUGUUGCUGUAAGCUCUAAGCAACCAGGUGUUACUAAACAGGAGCUCAAAGUUUCUAAAACAAGGAAGGAUAAUGUCUUUUCUAUCUCUUGCUGGCUCCAAGACUCCUGUAAAAAUUCAUCAGAUCUACAGGAGGAUCUGGAGGUUGUUCUAAUGAAAAUUGAAGCUCUGCUCGUGGAAAAUGGUUCCUCUUGGGAAAAUGUAUUGUAUAUCCAUCUAUAUAUUGCUGAUAUGGAUGAGUUUGCAGUGGCAAAUGAAACCUACGUCAGAUAUAUUACUCAAAAGAAGUGUCGUUAUGGUGUACCAUCGCGGUCCACCAUUGAGCUCCCUCUAUUGCUAGUUGGUUUAGGGAGAGCAUAUAUUGAAGUCUUGGUGGCAAAUGAUCCUACUAAAAAGGUCUUGCAUGUACAAAGUAUUUCUUGCUGGGCUCCUAGCUGUAUUGGUCCAUACAGUCAGGCAACUUUGCACAAUGACAUACUACACAUGGCAGGACAGCUGGGGCUUGACCCAGCAACUAUGGUGCUCUGUGAAGGAGGUCCUGUUGCAGAACUUGAACAGGCACUGCAAAACAGUGAAGCAGUUGCUAGAAGCUUUAACUGUUCAAUAUCUACGUCAGUCAUAGUCUUUGUGAUAUAUUGUUCAGAAUCUAUGGAAAAAUUAGAAAGAGUUGUUGUUCAGAAGAAAACAGAAACAAUUCUUAAGCAAAUGAAGUCGCAGCAUUCUGAGGACGCAAAGAAGUCCGAAGUCCUAGAUCCAAUUUUCCUAUAUGUUCUUGUUCCUGAUCUUCCAAAAAGAGCUCUGGUUGAAGUAAAGCCAAUGUUUUACACGGGGGAGUAUUCGUCUGCUCCAAGUGAUCAUGCCAAGCAAUAUCAAUCCACAGGACAAGGUUAUUGGGGUUUGGGGUAUGAAACUUGGCAUGACAUUUGCCUUCAGAAAUCUGUUGUUUAUGGGAAAAUAUGCACAGCAAUUCUUUCAGUUACUGAAGAGCUUGCAGCAAAAAUUUGCUCCCUCACCAAUGUUGCAUGUCAUGCCGAUGUUAAGUCCAAAAGUCUUGUCGAAGAGGAACAAGUCAUAAUGAUCGCAAGAUUUUUCAUUUAUCGUCUCGAUAAAGUCCUUUUGGAGAAUGAUUUCUCUUGGGACGACGUAAUGAAUUUAAGGCUCUACUUUGCGAGUAGCCUUAAUAUCCCUCAUGGAACAUUGUCUCAAAUCUUCUCUGAUGUGUUUAAUGAAUUUGCUCAGAUGAGUCGGAGAAUUAAAGUAGAUGCUGAACCUAUUUUAAAUAUCGUUCCUGUCUUGGGUGCUGGGAGGUCUUUGUCGACCUUGGAUGAUAUAUUCACAUGUGAACUCAUUGCUAGCAAAUGUUAGUCAUUUAAAUAGGGGAUUGAUAUAUUAAAUGUUCAGUUCAGAAAAAAAGAGUAUUGAACUUGAGCAAAUUCUUAUUAUGUUAUUGUGAUCCCCAAUUGUUGCAAUUUACACGCUUUAUAGGAAAUGAACAUACGAAGUUUAUCUCAUAUCUGAAAUACUCCCUUAAGUUGCUGCA